Molecule: messenger RNA, 1692 nt
Organism: Aspergillus heteromorphus CBS 117.55
Lineage: Eukaryota; Fungi; Ascomycota; Eurotiomycetes; Eurotiales; Aspergillaceae
Product: cation efflux family protein family
Exons: 2
Coding region: 169-1551 (460 amino acids)
Biological process (GO): intracellular zinc ion homeostasis; transmembrane transport; zinc ion transport
Cellular component (GO): Golgi apparatus; membrane
Molecular function (GO): zinc ion transmembrane transporter activity
Source: RefSeq, a predicted model, not a curated record
CGCGCAAGUGACAAGGCGAUCCCGCAACAUUCCCGACUCCUGACCCUUGCGUGUCUCCAUUCUUCGCUCCAGAACUCGUCUCCGUCCCUAUCCUGCACCCCGACGUUGCUGCUCCGAUCCAGCACCGAAGUCACUCGGCGCCGGCGCCUGUCCUUCGUCGCGCCGAACAUGGCCUCCAAUCUCCCCAUCCCCAUCCCCCCGCGCACCCCGACGCCUCCUGCAGACGACCCUCCCAGCUUCUCCGAUCAGUCGUCUCAUGUCUACGACAAAGACUCUCUCUCGCCCCUCAGAGACACCUUUCCGGUCUCGCGGGGCACCCUGGAUGUCGGCGAUGCCAAUCGCUUGAGCCCUACGCGGGCGUCUUUCAACAACCUCAGCCCGGCGGACGCGAUCCCGCAGAGCGAGAAGGGCGACCAUGUCACGGACGGGCCCUUCAAUUUCAAGACGACGACGAUGGCGAAGAGCCCGGUCGUAAAGUCUAACAUCGGCCAGCGGCGCGGACACAAGUACAAACACAGUAGUAUUUCGCACCAGAUCUUCCUUGAACCGCCUCCCAGGGCCCCCUUGGCCCUGCCCAACUCGUUGCCCAUCCCGACCUUCAAGGAAUACCGCUCCAGUAUGUCGCGGGAGCAGACGACUCGGUUCUGGUGGAGUGUCUGCCACAUGUGCGUCGCGGCAUACACCCUGUGGAGUGCGCAUGGGUCCCUGGCCAUGACGGCGCUGUCGCAUCUGAUCCUGUUCGACUCCCUCGGCGCGUUGCUCUGUGUAGCCGUCGACAUUCUCGGAAACUUCGAAGUAUGGAAACGCUCCAGCGUCCGGCACCCGUUUGGACUGGAGCGCGCCGAGGUGCUCGCUGGAUUUGCCAUGUGCGUGCUGCUGCUGUUCAUGGGAAUGGACCUCAUUUCUCACAACCUGCAACACUUCCUCGAGUCGUCAGGCCACGAGCCUCAUCACACCCAUGUCCACGAACGUGUCUCUCUUGGUCGCGUUGACUUUACCGCCCUUCUGGCGAUCUCAUCCACCCUGGUCUCGGCAAUCGGCCUCAAGAACCACGGCCGGAUAGGGAAGGCAAUGCGCUUCGGCUACAUCGACUCGCUCCCGUCGGUUCUCAGCAAUCCCUCGCACUUCCUGACCCUCUCCUGUUCCGCCCUCCUCCUCUUACUGCCCCUGGUGUCCAUCCGACUAUACAACUGGAUCGACGUCCUACUAUCCGGAACCAUCUCCAUCUCCAUGUGCGUGAUCGGAGUGCGUCUCGUCAAGACCCUAGGCUCCAUGCUCCUGAUGUCCUACUCAGGUCCCGGCGUAUCCGACGUGAUCCGGGACAUCGAAGCCGACCCCGCCGUUUACGGCGUCGACGAUGCCCGGUUCUGGCAGGUGCAUUACGGGCUAUGCAUGGCGAACCUCAAGCUCCGGGUCUCCGGGCCGGAGGAUAGUCUUGUGCGGCUGCGCGAACGGAUCGCCAGUCUGAUCAAGAACCGGCUGGGAGGGGGAUACGGCACCGGGGGCCAGAAAUGGGAGGUUUCUCUGCAGUUUACCAGCGAGAAGGCGUAGCGGGACAAGCAAGCCAUGUCUGUAUAUAUGGCCAUGACUGGCUGGGCUUUUAUGAGGAUAUCAUGUAUGUGUAUGUGUAUAGCUAUAAUGUAUGAUAUCAUGUGUCAGUGUAUAGUCAUGUUUUCAUUCAUCCUCAUCAAU